Molecule: messenger RNA, 346 nt
Organism: Suillus subaureus
Lineage: Eukaryota; Fungi; Basidiomycota; Agaricomycetes; Boletales; Suillaceae
Exons: 3
Coding region: 11-235 (74 amino acids)
Source: RefSeq, a predicted model, not a curated record
UCAAUGUUUAAUGGAGCCUAGGAACUAUCACGCAAGAAAGAAAGCUUCUGGCUCCUCUCGACCUCCCAAUACUUAUGUUAUACCCACUGGGACAUUACAAGGCACAGCGUCAUCAUUGCAGCAACCUCUCGCCACUGCUACGGCAACUGGCACAUCGUCAUAUCCUGAUAUCAUCAUAACUCGGGCCGGAUGGUGGACUCGGUUCUUACUCUGGAUUGGUUGCGUCUCUUUUUAACACACAGACUCUCAAUUCCCUUCACAAAGUGGCCCCCACUCCUCAGAACCGCAGACAAGGUCAGUUCUUCGUCGCUUAUUCCACCGCAGCCCCUCCAAUGCCCAAGAUACG